CAGCCUGCAGGAGGAACACUUGGCUUCAGCCUGCAGAGCUCCAGCAGCACGAGCUUCGUGUUGGCAUUGGGGAAUAACUGAUGACAGGGGCAGGCUACCACUCCUCUCAGCUCUGUUUUUCGCUCUUCAUGAGCCUGCAGUGGGCCUGCCAGCAGGGAGGGCUGACACAAAGUCCCCGACUGUCAUCCUGUCCCCUCCAGCCCGCUCACAAGGAAGCACCAAGUGAGGCAUUGACAGCACCGCUCGGCACUCCUGGAUUCAGCCCCAUUCUCUUCCCCUCUCCCCAGGUGGCAGCUCUCAGGUUUCAGCCUCCCAAAGCCUGGGCUGAGGAACUCCUGGCUGGAAUUACUUCUGGCAUGAUGGACCAUCUCUUCUAGAUGCAAGCUUGUUUUAAUUUGGGUUUCCAGGCGUGCCAGGAGUUGUAAUCAUGUACAGUCUGCAUAUAACCAGGAGGCAGAGCUGCAGGAGCAAGGUCCUCAUUUGAAGUGGAGGAUGGAGGCGAGGAACAGCACCAGCAAUGCUGUCUCCACAGACAGGAGGGCUGCAGCGUGCUUCACAGCUCCACACAGGACCUUCUGCAUCAUCUUGGCCAUUGUCUUGCUUUGUGCCAUUGGCAUCAGCGUCCUGGGGGUUCUCAUCUUCUCCCCCAGCUCGGCUGAGGCUGGCUCGCAGCUCAUCCGGCUGACACUUCAGGGCCAGCAGGACCUGCCGAGAAAUCAGACAGCUUUGGUGGACAAGUCCAGGAGCACCGUGACCUACUACAUAACCUCACAGAGCAACCACACCGCUGUGGUGCUGUAUGACGGCAGGAACGGCUACGUGUGCUACAAGCCCGUGGAGCAGGAUGUGUGCUACCUGAAGAGGAUGGACUCCUGGGACCGCCAAGCCCUACAGACACCCCUCCAGACGUCUGAGCAGAGAGCUGAUCAGCUGCUACAUCUGAAUAACCAGACCAAGCACUAUCAGGAGUUCCUGGGUGUUCUGGCAGAGGGAGAGGUGGACCCCAGGGGCCUGGGGGAGGCUGUGCAGACCCUGUGUGAGCAGACACCCAUCUUCUGGGUCAGGAGAACCGAGGGGCCAGGGAAGCAGCGCCUGAUCUACCUUUGCAUUGACAUCUGCUUCCCAAGCAACGUUUGUGUGUCCAUCUGCUUCUAUUACCUCCCCGAGUAAGCCCUGCAGCCGCGGAUUCCCUCUCUACAUACUUGAACUGGAUUCCUAGGAAGCCUCUGAUCCCAACAAGGAAGGUAACAGCCCUGCCAGCCCCCAGAGCUUCCUGAUCUCAUGCUGCUGGUAAGGACCGUUUAGGGAACGACCAUGACUCUGCAGCACUGUCAGCACAGACACUUUAUUUGCAGCUGUGCUCAGGGCUGCACCAUGUAUGUAGGAAUUAGGAGAUCCAGGCCAAGAGGCA
Messenger RNA from Strigops habroptila (Kakapo), 1411 nucleotides. It is a transcript of the gene BRICD5, whose product is annotated as BRICHOS domain containing 5. The transcript is spliced from 6 exons. NCBI's taxonomy places the organism in Eukaryota, Metazoa, Chordata, Aves, Psittaciformes, Psittacidae. The record is from RefSeq and is a predicted model, not a curated record. Gene Ontology annotation, biological process: regulation of cell population proliferation. Bases 493 to 1170 code for a protein of 225 amino acids.